This is a messenger RNA of Fulmarus glacialis (Northern fulmar), 1510 nucleotides long. It is a transcript of the gene ZBTB6, whose product is annotated as zinc finger and BTB domain containing 6. NCBI's taxonomy places the organism in Eukaryota, Metazoa, Chordata, Aves, Procellariiformes, Procellariidae. Bases 55 to 1272 code for a protein of 405 amino acids. Gene Ontology annotation, molecular function: DNA-binding transcription factor activity, RNA polymerase II-specific; protein binding; RNA polymerase II cis-regulatory region sequence-specific DNA binding. The record is from RefSeq and is a predicted model, not a curated record. Gene Ontology annotation, biological process: regulation of transcription by RNA polymerase II. Gene Ontology annotation, cellular component: nucleus. The transcript has a single exon.
UCGGAGGUGCUGCACUUCCAGUUCGAGCAGCAGGGGGAUGCCGUGCUGCAGAAGAUGAACCUCCUGCGGCAGCAGAACCUCUUCUGCGACGUCUCCAUUUACAUCAACGACACCGAGUUCCAGGGGCACAAGGUGAUCUUCGCCGCCUGCUCCACCUUCAUGAGGGAUCAGUUUCUGCUCAAUCAGUCCAAGCAGGUGCGGAUCACCAUCCUGCAGAGCGCCGAGGUGGGCAGAAAGCUGCUGCUGUCUUGUUACACGGGCGCUCUGGAAGUCAAAAAGAAGGAGCUGCUGAAAUACCUCACCGCCGCAAGUUACCUCCAGAUGGUUCACAUUGUGGAAAAGUGUACCGAAGCUCUGUCGAAAUACCUGGAAAUCGAUGCUUCCAUGGAGAAUGGUAAUCAGGCGGCAGAGAGGUGUCAUUCCUCAGACGCUGAACUGAGGAGCGGGGAUGAUGCUUUAGAUAAAGAUUGUGAAAUAAUUGAGAUCUCUGAAGACAGCCCCGUGAACAUAGAGUACCCUGUGAAACAGGAGAAGGGGGACAUCCCGCGGCCUGCAGUGCAGAGCCUGAUCUCGGAAAGAAAGGACACAAAAACCCCGGAAAUAUCAACGGUUGAAAUCGGAUAUAAGGACGAUGAAAUCUGUAUCUUCAGAAUGGAUUCUAUAAGCGUAGCGAAUGUAGAAAACGAUCAUUUUCCUCAGCCUUGCACAUCCUCUAAAACAAACUUGUAUUUUCCGGAAACCCAGCACUCCUUGAUAAAUUCUACAGUUGAAAGCAGAAAUACAGAAAUGUCAGGAAAUCACUUUCAGGCUUUUGUCAGUGACAAUCCAGAAGGAACUUCCAGUCUGAUGAAUGGGUUCCAGAGCCUGGAGGAUUCUGGCACUUCAUGGCGGCACCAAUGCCCCAAGUGUCCGAGGGGAUUUCUGCACCUUGAGAACUAUCUUAGACAUCUAAAAAUGCACAAACUCUUCUUAUGCUUGCAGUGUGGCAAAACAUUUACACAAAAGAAGAAUCUCAACAGACACAUCCGGGGGCACAUGGGCAUCCGCCCCUUCCAGUGCAUGGUGUGCUUGAAGACCUUCACUGCCAAAAGUACGCUUCAGGAUCACCUGAAUAUCCACAGCGGAGACAGGCCCUACAAGUGUCAUUGUUGCGACAUGGACUUUAAACACAAGUCUGCUCUUAAAAAGCAUUUAACUUCUGUUCAUGGAAGGAGUAGCAGCGAAAAAACAAACCUGAACACUGUUACAAAAGUUAAAAUAGACUAUGAUUAACAGAGGGGUGGAUGUGGAGCCAGGCUCCACAAAAAGUUCCUGCCUAGUGAAAUUCUAGAUACAGAUCCCCACGUAAUGGAGAGAAGCACAAAUACGUGACUGCUGAUCAAAGGCAGGCCUUGUGAGAAGCAAACUUGCCUGCUGUAUUAAGGUUGCUAUUGCUGUAAGUGCGAAAAAGGUGCUUACUAGUUGAAAGUAAACUGCAAAAUACGGGAAAUUAUUUCAUGCUUCUCUUCUA